This is a messenger RNA of Nematolebias whitei (Rio pearlfish), 2104 nucleotides long. It is a transcript of the gene acad9, whose product is annotated as acyl-CoA dehydrogenase family, member 9. Bases 95 to 1963 code for a protein of 622 amino acids. Lineage: Eukaryota; Metazoa; Chordata; Actinopteri; Cyprinodontiformes; Rivulidae. The transcript is spliced from 18 exons. Gene Ontology annotation, molecular function: flavin adenine dinucleotide binding; acyl-CoA dehydrogenase activity. The record is from RefSeq and is a predicted model, not a curated record.
CAUCAGUACGCGACAGAAACGGGUGAAAGGCGUUGGAGACACCGUGCAAAGUAGAGCGAGUUGUUUCUGUAGUUGUUGUUUUAACUACAGAAAGAUGAAUGUGAACAGGUUUCUUGUCCUGUCCAGAACCUUUUCGUACCGAACUCUUGUCCAUGCGCGGCACGUCGGAGUUCAGCAGCGAAGGUGCAUCAGAACCCAUUCUAGAAACCUGGCCUAUGCCAAGGAUUUGUUCCUCGGGCAGGUGAAUAAGGCCGAGGUCUUUCCUUAUCCCGAAAUUGGAAACGAGGAGCUGGAGGAGAUCAAACAGUUCGUCACUCCUGUGGAGAAAUUCUUCAGCGAGGAAGUUGACUCAGCAAAGAUUGAUGAAGAAGCUAGAAUUCCACCUGAGACACUGGAUGGCCUAAAACAGCUCGGCCUGUUUGGAAUUAUGAUUCCUGAGGAGUAUGGGGGUCUGGGACUGUCUCACACCAUGUAUGCACGACUCAAUGAGAUCAUAGCAUUAGACGGGUCCAUAGCUGUAACUCUGGCUGCACAUCAAGCCAUUGGGCUCAAGGGCAUUCUGAUUGCUGGGAAUGAAGCUCAGAAGAAGAAGUAUCUGCCCAAAUUGGCAUCAGGAGAGCACAUAGCAGCCUUCUGUCUGACGGAGGCAGGGAGUGGAAGUGAUGCAGCUUCCAUUAAGACUCGUGCAACUCUUUCUGAAGAUGGAAAACAUUACCUGAUCAGUGGUUCCAAGAUAUGGAUCUCAAAUGGAGGAAUGGCCGAUGUUAUGACAGUAUUUGCCAGAACAGAAGUGGAAGUAGACGGCGUAAAGAAAGAUAAGAUUUCUGCUUUUAUUGUGGAGAGGGAUUUUGGUGGCGUCACCAGUGGCAAACCUGAGGACAAACUAGGCAUCAGGGGUUCCAAUACUUGUGAACUGUCCUUUGACAACGUUCCAGUGCCAGUGGAGAAUGUAAUAGGAGAAGUAGGAGGAGGAUUCAAGAUUGCUAUGAACAUCUUGAACUCUGGGAGGUUCAGUAUGGGCAGCUCCUGUGCUGGAAUGAUCAGAAGGCUGAUUGAACUUGCUUCUGAGUAUGCUGCAACCAGGAAACAGUUUAACAAACGCCUGAGUGAAUUUGGUUUGAUUCAAGAGAAGUUUGCAUUGAUGGCAAUCAAUGCUUACGUGAUGGAAAGCAUGGCCUACCUUACAGCAGGAAUGAUGGACAGACCGGGAGUUCCAGAUUGUUCUUUGGAAGCUGCAAUGGUCAAGGUGUUCAGCUCUGAGGGAGCCUGGGUUUGUUGUAGUGAGGCUCUGCAGGUCCUAGGAGGGCUGGGCUAUACGAAGAACUAUGCCUUUGAGCGUUACGUCAGAGACUGUCGCAUUCUGCCGAUCUUUGAGGGAACUAACGAGAUCCUGAGGAUGUAUGUUGCUCUCACUGGGAUGCAGUAUGCCGGCAGUGUCCUCACAGGGAAAAUGCAGGAGAUGAAGAAAGGAAGCAUGCUUCUGAUUCUGACCAUGGCCGGCAAGAAGCUGAGGACCUCACUGGGAGCUUCCGUAGACCUUGGCCUGACAGGACAGGAUUGGGUGGUGCAUCACAGCUUGGCAGACAGUGCAAAGAAGUUUGAGCAGAACGUCAGCAAUUUUGGGUCGACUGUGGAGAGCCUUCUAUACAGAUAUGGAAAGAGCAUAGUGGAUGAACAGCUCGUCUUGAAGAAGGUUGCAGACAUCGUGAUCAACCUGUACGCCAUGACAGCUGUCCUGUCCAGAGCCAGCCGCUCGAUCUGUAUCGGCCUCAACAAUCAUGACCAGGAGGUGCUGAUCGCGAACACGUUCUGCAAUGAUGCCUUCCACAAGAACAAUUACUUGAUAGUUCAGAUGCAAAAACAUUGUCCUGAAAACAACGAUGCCAACCUAAAGAAGAUUGCCAAGGCAGUCUUAGAGAACCGAGCCUACAUCUGCUCUCACCCUCUGGAAAGAACUUUCUGAGCCCUUCGGACCAGAGGACUGUCUCUAACGUUGACUGGAGGGACUUCGCUCCCAGUUUUUCUCUGUUCUAGGCUUCACUCAUAAAUCAGGACAUUUGCAUCUAUAGGAGUAGCUGUAUAAGUAACCUCCUCUGUCAGAGGG